This is a messenger RNA of Rotaria socialis, 981 nucleotides long. The record is from the annotation of a GenBank genome assembly. NCBI's taxonomy places the organism in Eukaryota, Metazoa, Rotifera, Eurotatoria, Philodinida, Philodinidae.
AUGACAUCCUCAAUCGCUUCAUUAAAAUAUACCAUGGAACAACUCAAUCGAUACCUGGCACUUGCUAUUUUUAUUUUCGGCUCGGUGGGAAAUAUUCUCAAUUGUCUUGUUCUAUCACAAAGAAAGCUGCGUUCACAUCCGUGUGCAGCUAUAUUUUUGGCUUCAUCUUUUCUUAGUCUUAUCUGCAUUCUAAUUGGUGUGCCACCUCGUAUGUUGACUGGUUGGAAUGUUGAUCCAACAAAUACAAUUCACAUCGUAUGUAAACUUUAUGCUUUUAUUGUAUUCAGUACUCGAACAAUGGCGAUAUGGUUGAUCACAUUAGCUACCAUAGAUCGAUGGUUGAUAUCGUCCACUCAAGCUUAUCGUCGACGAAUGAGCAAUAUGGAAAAUGUAAAACGAGCAAUAUUUAUCAUUGUGACCCUAUCAAGUAUUUCUUAUUGUUAUAUACUUUAUUGUUUUGCAGCUAAUAUAAUAGAUGCGCCAAUGAGCUGUUAUGGAAAAACUGGAACAUGUCGUUUAGUUACCGAUUUGAUGUAUACAUUUGUAACUACAGUGAUACCACUCAUUCUAAUGAUUAUAUUCGGCGUAUUAACUGUUUCAAAUGUACGCAAUAUGUGCAGUCGCGUUCGUGUACACUAUACGGUUGCUGCAGUAGCACGAAUUCCAUCGACCGUGAGAAUAGCAAAAUUAAAAACAAUCGAUCAUAAAUUACUUCGCAUGCUUAUCAUACAAAUACUUCUUCUAAUUGUAUUAUGCAUUCCACAACCAAUUCAAGAGCUUUUUAUUACGCUGAAACCACCCGGGUCUGGUUCAGAGUAUGAUGAUGCUUUAAACACAUUUUUAUACAACAUUGAAUUGCUUAUUGCGUUCAUUGCAAAUGGUAUUCCUUUUUAUAUCUAUACAUUAGCUGGUGGCAAGAUUUUUCGAACAACUUUUCUAGAUACGAUGAAAAGCGCUGCUGAAAAAAUAAUAUGUGAAUAG